Pestalotiopsis fici W106-1 is the source of this 1788-nucleotide messenger RNA. RefSeq lists its product as uncharacterized. The transcript has 3 exons. The record is from RefSeq and is a predicted model, not a curated record. Bases 1 to 1788 code for a protein of 595 amino acids. Gene Ontology annotation, molecular function: protein binding. Lineage: Eukaryota; Fungi; Ascomycota; Sordariomycetes; Amphisphaeriales; Sporocadaceae.
AUGGCCGUGCUCACGUUGAAGAACUUGCCGCCUGAGAUUAUCUCGACCGUCUGCUCACACCUGCCUAACCGCGACAUCAAAAACCUGCGCUUGACUAACAGGGGCGUAUGCAGCACGGCACGCCUGCGUCUCGACAGGGUCUUCUUGUCUCCCAACCCGUGCAAUAUUGACGUCCUGAAAGCCGUCGCAGAUCACCCCGUAUUUAGCAAGGCCAUUGCAGAAAUUAUCUGGGAUGAUGCGAGGCUCGUAAAUGGGCCUCAGGGCGGCGAUUCCAACGACGAAGACAACGAAUGGGAUGAUGGCUCUGAGCCGGAAGAUGAUCCACCGGAGGGCUGUCCUGCUUGGUAUGCCAGAGCCUGUCGUGAUAACAACGAAUGGAUCGAGAUUCGCGUCGGGGACGAUAUCCCGCGUCCAUCUCAGGUCUCUCGAAUGCGCCAGGUGGAGGAGCAGAUGCCACUCAAUCUAGCCUGGGAGUACUAUGAACAGCUCUUGUUACAGCAGGAGGAAAUCCUGCAGUCAGAGGCCGACAUCAAGGCUCUUCACUACGGUCUGGAGCGUUUCCCGUCCCUCAAGAGAAUCACCAUAACUCCUGCCGUUCACGGCCUUUUGUAUGAGCCAGCAUACGAGACUCCCAUGAUCCGGUCAUCCCCCUACGGAUUCAACUACCCGAUACCACGCACCUGGCCGCUCGGCGACUAUGGCGGACCUGUUGGCGGCGACCCUUUCGAGCUGCCGCCUUGGAAUGAGACGGAUCAGUCUCCAUAUCGGGGAUUCAACUGCGUGCUGCGCGAGCUGGCGACGAAUGAACACCACGUCUCGGAAUUUGUUAUCGAUGUCUGCACGCUAAGGACGGGAAUAAACUAUCGAAUCUUUGACGACCCGUCUUGCGUUCAGUACCAACAGCUCACUAAGCUACUGCGCCGACCCGGGUUUCGCCGCCUUGAUCUUCACCUGAAUGCCGACGGAGACUAUUGGAGGAAUUGGACCUGCCUGCGUGACGACCACCUGCAUCGUGCGCUAAGCGAAGCAAAAGACUUGAGACAUUUCACUUUUGACGCUUUCCACGAUGACAUGCAAUACGAUCAGUGCGUCGACAGGGGGACUCCUGAAUCCCGAGCCGUGUUUACGCCACUACGGACUUUUCUGCCUCUAGACCGGUGGGAGAGACUGCAGCACCUUGGCCUGUCCAACCUCCUUGUCCGCCAGGAUGAUCUGUUGUCGGCCGUGAACGAGCUCCCGUCUACCUUGACCUCGCUCGAGCUAAGCUUUCUCACCUUUCUUGACGGCGGAAGCUAUCACGGUUUUUUCGAAGACCUGCGCCAGAGUUCCAGCUGGCGUGCACGAUCUCCAAGACCCAAGAUCAUAACCAAUCACCGCAAAGACGAGACCUAUCGAUACUUUCACGUCGAGGACCAGGCCUACGAAUUCUUAUAUAAUGAGGGGGAGAACCCCUUUUCUGUGCCCCCCAGCUACAGGUGGACGCCUCUCCAGUUGGACGGGGGCAUUUUGCGUGAUCCGUUUGAUCCCGAACACGAUCGCCCAUAUACCCACGAUGCCAACCUGAUGCGUCUGGGCAUAAUCAAGGGGCAAGAUUCAAUGAUUGAAACGUAUGAAUGGUUGCAACGCAGAAAGCAAGAGGGCAAGAUUAUGCAAAUUCUGGCAGACACGGGUGCCAAAGCCUAUACCGAUACCGACGCCGCUGUCAAGUAUUUGACUUAUGGAAACCAGAGCUGGGUAUCAUAUGAUGAUGCCGAAACAUUUGCGGUUAAAAUCGAGUAUGCUGAGUAG